This is a messenger RNA of Diachasmimorpha longicaudata, 4047 nucleotides long. RefSeq lists its product as uncharacterized. The coding region runs from base 395 to 3517 and encodes 1040 amino acids. Gene Ontology annotation, biological process: protein ubiquitination. The record is from RefSeq and is a predicted model, not a curated record. The transcript has 12 exons. NCBI's taxonomy places the organism in Eukaryota, Metazoa, Arthropoda, Insecta, Hymenoptera, Braconidae. Gene Ontology annotation, cellular component: CCR4-NOT complex. Gene Ontology annotation, molecular function: RNA binding; metal ion binding; ubiquitin-protein transferase activity.
AAAUCCCGCCAGCCCUCGAUUUCCGGCCUGCCCCGGAAGCGCUGUGCAACCUCUCCCAAUCACUUGCGUAUAGCCCCUGCGCAUCCCCCAGUGGAGUUCAGUGGAAACAAGAGGGCACUCUCGAAUUCUCGCAUACAUGAAAAAAAAAUUACCCAGUAGAAAAAAUAUAUUUGUAGUGGAAAAGUUGAAUACACAAAUACACAACGUGGUCCAUAAUUCUUAUCGAGUCGGUGUAUAGGUUGAUCGGACAUUAGAAUUUACCCAUUCCCAAUUGGAUAAAUCGACAGAAUUGCGCAUUGUGGAGUCGUCGAGCUGGUGAGGAAUACCGACUUUAUAAAUAAUAAAUCAGGAAAUUUAUUGUGAAAUUGCGGAGGAUAUUCAGUGGAAAGUGAUAAUGUCGGUAUUGAAUCAGAGUGGUGAGGAUGCCGUUGAGUGUCCACUAUGUAUGGAGCCCUUGGAAGUGGAUGAUCUUAAUUUUUUUCCAUGCACCUGUGGAUAUCAAAUAUGUAGAUUUUGUUGGCACAGAAUACGUACAGACGAAAAUGGCUUGUGUCCUGCAUGCAGGAAGGCCUAUUCUGAGAACCCCGCCGAUUUUAAGCCCCUGUCGAAGGAGGAAAUAUCGAGGUUGAAGGCUGAAAAAAGAUUGAAGGAUCAGCAACGGAAACAACGUGUCACCGAAAAUCGAAAGCAUCUAGCUAAUGUGCGAGUAGUUCAAAAAAAUCUUGUAUUCGUUGUUGGUCUCCCCAUGCGGUUGGCCGACGCCGACGUUCUCAAAAGACACGAGUAUUUUGGUAAAUUUGGCAAGAUACAUAAAGUCGUUAUUAAUCAGAGUACAUCGUACGCGGGAUCCCAGGGGCCCAGUGCUUCGGCGUAUGUGACUUAUCAGCGUCAGGAGGAUGCGCUGCGUGCGAUAGAAGCAGUGAACAAUAUUCAAGUGGACGCUAGAACGAUAAAAACGUCCCUGGGUACUACCAAGUACUGCUCACACUUUAUGCGAAAUCAAGCGUGCCCCAAGCCGGACUGUAUGUAUCUACACGAUUUGGGGGAUCAGGAGGCGUCCUUCACCAAGGAGGAAAUGCAUCAGGGAAAGCAUCAAGAGUACGAGCGCAAACUUGUGCAAUCGUUGCAUGUCUCUGCGACAUUAGCAGUCAGCCGGAAACCGACUCCAUCGCCUCCAGUAACAGGUACAACAAUCCGCGAAAAUGGUGCAGUACAGAACUCCCAGACAAAGGAAGCGUGGCCAUCGUUGCAACCCGGUCAAACAAAUAGCACUUCAUCAAUUAGUAAAGACUCCUCUCCGCCGUCGCAAUCUCCACCACAGGCCAAUGGGUCAGCCGCAUCUGCUGGGAUACCGUCAACUCAGCCGAACAAUAAUCCAACACAGCAGCAGAAUAACAACAAUAAGGGCGAGGGCAUUGGUUCAACUUCGCGCCGUGGCAAGAGCAAUAGUGAGAGUAAGGUACAGGCGGUGCGAAAUAAGCACAAAAAUACCCAGAAUAAAGAGAAACACGGUACAACACGUACAACAUCGAGAUCAGAAUCGAGUUCUAGUGGUCAUGGGAUUGCAAGUGAUAAACAUCAAAUUGAUGGACAAAAGGACAUCAGGAGCUUCAAUGAUGAACCAAGCAGUGAUGGGAGUGCCAACGGAAGGUGCAACGAUGAUCAGGGGGUACAUAGACAACGGCAAAAUAGCGAUUCGACUACGAGUAUUGAACCGACUAUGAGGGAUAUUAAAUUAAAUGGUAUUACACGUAAUGGUGAAACGUCGGAGAGUGAGAGUGAACCACAGAGGGAAGGCAGCACACCAGCCAGUACGGCAUCCAGUAGUUCUGAUGAUUGUGGGAGCAAUGGACCUGAGAGACUCAUUGCUCACGAUGACAACUGCGAUGUCAGUGUCCUAGGCACUUCACCGAUAGCGAACACCAAUGCUAGUCUAGCAUCAGUCAGCCAAGCACCGCCUGGUCUACAUCCAAUAAAUACUAAUUCUAAUGGAUUGCAAACGCUAGUUAAUCAUCAGUCGUUAUUUCAAACGGAUAACAACAGUUUCUUUAGCUCCAAUACGUUUCAGAAAAUAUCCACUGUUUCGUCAAUGCCACAGAAUUCACAGUCAGCAAACCCCAGUGUCGACUGGACAACGCCAGCUCUAUCGUCAAUCCCUGACUCCCUCCCGGCAGUUCACUCAACAGAGGAUUGGCAAGCAGCCUUUGGAUUUCAACCUGAGAAACGUCAAUCUAAUCACCAAGCGUCUCUGGUGCCCCCCCAAAGUCCAACAGCAUCACCCAGCGUGCCUUUUAGCGCUGAUAAUUUUCUGGAUGAUGAGGACUAUCUGGAUCCCCAGUACUCAAAACUAAGUGAUUACGACCCCUCCAUCAUAAUAACAUCGACCCCGGCCUCAAAAUUCAUGGCAGACUUCCAGCAGAACUCCCUCCAGCAAAGACUCUCUCUUCAGGCCCAACAGAACCAAGAGAACUGUGAAUACAUAAAACAGAAUGGUCACAUGCUGGACAAACAAGAGAGCAACGAUGUCAAGGCGGAUGACGACCUGGGCUUUGAUCCCUUCCACGAAACCCAGAAGGCCCUAGCUGAAUUAAUGGAGAACGAGAUGCAAUUGCAACAGCAGCGAAUUCUCCAACAGCAACAACAGCAACAGAAUCAUCACAACCACCGUCAUAACCAUUAUUUCCACAAUCAUCAGCAGCAGCAACCGCAGCAGAGCCAGCAACAGAUGCACAGGGAGCGUGAGGAGACAAGUAGAAAUCAUCAGAAUAUUGCACAGAGUCUCCAGCCACAACAUUUUACUCAAGUCACACACCUGGCGCAUCUCCAUCAGGCACACCAGCUGCAGGUGAUCCAGCAAUCUCAUAAUUUGAUAUCACGUCUUCCACAGAGUAUGAUAGCCGCUGGCAAUCAGAGCCCUGGUCAGCCAUCAAUGUCAGUGACGAGUAUUGGUCAGAGAUCAAGAUUACCACCACCUGGAUUUCCAGGAUCAACUCCUAAUCACAUGAACUCUUUUGGCCUUGGGAUACCACGUCCUGCACCCAACAAUUCAGCGCCUCAGCAGAAUUCGUAUCUUCCUAAUGGCAAUGUUAUUGCCCCUCAGGCCAUUCACAAGUGCACUGGAGAUGGAGGUUAUGGGAUCAAGGAUUGGUGUGAGAUUAAUGGGGGACAGCAGGGACCAGGGCAUGUGUUCAGUCAUCAAGGGCUUGGCCAAAAGGGGUGGAAUAAUUUUGGUCCUGUUGCUGAUUGGACAAGCAUUGAUCCAGCUAUUGUUAGUUCAUCGAGACCUGUACCCUUCCAAGGGACUUCUACGUGGCAAUUUCCCAGGAUUCAUCCGAGCUCUCAUGUGCCACACAAUGCGCAACAGGAGCAAAGUGCGCCAGCUCAGCACUGGGCAAUGCAGCCACCUCCAGGCUUUGGUGGUCCGUCAUCAACUCAGUUAAAUGGUCAGCAGUCAAGCACAGCUGCACAACCGCACAGUAAACUCAUCUCCGCAGGGCCGGAAAUUGAGAACUUAUAAAUUAAAUCACGAUAGAAAAAUGAAAUCAUGGAGUGACCAGAUUGAGAAGAAAACUAGGUAACGGCACAUGUGGAUGAACACAAGAAAAUUGGAUGAAUUAAUGAAGAAACCAUUGGAUGACAGACUCAGUGGUUUCACUGGCAGCAGGAUUUCCUCCAGCCCAUAUAAGGUGAAAGAGAUCAUCGCUUAUCCUGCCGCACCACCUAAUCUAAAUUUGUAAUAAAUUUCCUUCUUCCACGCCAGUGAAAGGAAAGAAACAAUUCUGACGAGAGGAAAAAUAUUAAAUGAUUUAAUGAAAAAUGAGAGAAUUUUGAAAAAAAAACUGCUAAGCGAUUAUUAGCUGUCCGCGAAUAGAAUGGGAAAAUGAAGAAAUACAGAAUAUGAUUAUAAUUAUAACAAUAAUAAUAACGAUAAUAAUAAUAAUAAUAAUAAUAUUAAUUAAUAACGGAGGGCGAAAUGGCAUCGAAGCAAUUAUUUGGUGAUACAAUUAAUUGAUAUUUAGUGGUUAAUUAAAUGAGAGGAAUCAGUCA